Cetraspora pellucida is the source of this 549-nucleotide messenger RNA. The record is from the annotation of a GenBank genome assembly. Lineage: Eukaryota; Fungi; Glomeromycota; Glomeromycetes; Diversisporales; Gigasporaceae.
AUGUCACAGCCACAAGAAGAAAAAAAUUCGGAAAACAGUCCAACCACCCUAUCGCAGCCACCACCACACGCCCCAAUAUUAUAUGAUAGACCAAAAGCAACUACUUUGACACCAGAACAAGUUGUAAUAUAUGAGGAAUUUCCGGAAAUACUGACAAAGAGCAAAGAGGACCUAGAAGAUCUUCUUAACAAUGAUAUAUUUUUUGAAUCUUUCUUUGUGAGCAUUGAACAAAUCCAUAACACAAUAGCUGUUCAGAAUGAAAUGCGGAUGGGAAAUGAAACGUUAGCAAAAGAAACUUUGUUGCAAGAAAAUGAGUUAAAUCAAUUACGGCAGCGUGUUCAAGAACAAGAAAAUGCACUCCUCGAACUAAAUUCAACCCUUCAAGAAAAACUCAAACUUCAAGAAAAUGCUUUACAGCGCUUUUCACCUUCAGUUUUGUUGACAAAACUUAAAGCCGGUGUUCAACAGUCUGAUGAAUUGUCUGAGCAAAUGGCAAACUCAUUUUUGAGUGAACAAGAUGGAACAGAGCUAAAAAAGCUUGGGACAUAG